UCAAUAACUUCCGGUUUUACUGAUCCAGCACGAGCCACUGGGAACGGGUUGCCCGGGAAACGGCCGCAUGGCAACAGGAUCAGAGCCUGGGGGUUGUCUGCUUCUAGGUCUGCUCCCAUUUUACAUCGCGUUUCCUCACUAGAUGGUGUGCGAGCCACUGGAGAGUACGCUUCCCCGCACAGUGAAGCUCUGCAUCCAAGCUAAACAAACCUGGGAAACUACACGGAGGACCAUUUCUUCACGGGGCUCCGAGGAGGGAAAGUGUGGAAAUUUAAAAACGUCAAAGGUUUCUUUUUAAUUUUUUUUUUUCGAGCGAACACUACGCCCUUUUUGUAACUAGAAACAAGAAGACUUAGGAGAAAAAGCGGCAACAAACCCCAGCUGUGAUGGACAUAAUGAUUGCGGUGCAGGAUGCUUGUGUCUCUGGUCAGUGGCUUACUGCGAUAAUUCUCAGCCUGUGCUGCUUUCUGCCGUCCUGUUUGCCCGCUGGACAAACUGUGGACUAUUCGUCGGUUGAAAGUGUGGUGAGCAGACAAGGCGACACGGCUCUACUGAGGUGCUACCUGUUGGAUGGGAUCUCUAAAGGAGCAUGGCUGAAUCGCUCAAGCAUCAUAUUCGCAGGGAACGACAAGUGGUCCGUGGACCCACGUGUGUCCAUUGUGUCCAGCGUUGGGGACAAACAUGAGUACAGCCUUCAGAUACAGAAAGUGGAUGUAACUGAUGACGGCCAGUACACUUGUUCGAUCCAGAGUGAGCGCAAUCCACGGCCAAAGCUCCUUAACCUUAUUGUUAAAGUUCCUCCCAAGAUAUAUGACAUAUCCUCUGACAUCACGGUAAACGAGGGCAGCAAUGUGUCGCUCAUCUGCACAGCCAGCGGGAAACCCGAGCCAACCAUUUCCUGGAGACAUAUCACCCCAUUAGCCAGGAAGUAUGACACUGGUGAAUAUCUUAACAUCACCGGCAUCACCAGGGACCAGGCUGGAGACUACGAAUGCAGCGCUUUAAAUGACAUCGCCUCUCCUGACUCCAAAACAGUAAAAGUCACAGUCAACUUUGCUCCAUCUAUCCAUGAGAUGAAAAGCCAUGGAGUUGGACUGGGACGCACAGCUCUGCUGAGGUGUGAAGCAGCCGCUGUGCCCUCCCCGACAUUCGAGUGGUACAAGGGCGAGAAAAGGAUUAUCAAGGGUCAAAGCAUCGACAUCAAGAGCCUCAGCUCCAGAUCAGUCCUCACAGUAACCAACAUGACAGAGGAUCGUUACGGGAACUACACAUGUGUCGCCUCCAACAAGCUGGGGACGGCUAAUGCCAGCGUGCCUCUCAUUCCAAGUAUUGAACCCACCACCACUAGUGCUGUCUCAAGCCCAGCGCCCAACACUGCACCCUAUGGGAGCACAGGAAGUGCAUACGUCCCGCUGGCCUGCCGGUACCUGGUCCUGGCCCUCUCCUCCUUCAUCAGUGUGUACUAGCGGAGGCCAGCAUGGACACAAUGACUGUCGAGAGCAUUUAUGAGUCCUUUUUGACACUGCUGAUGGCUGGAAUCACAUCUGGUACAGUUUGUUGAAAGGCCGUGAGGGGAACAUAAUCAGCGUUACUUUGUGUGGGGAAGGUUUUUUUUUUCUUUUCUUUUUUUUUUGCUUUUGGUGAAUAUUCUGUCAUGUAAAUACGAUGGUGUUUUUUUUAUUAAUAUUAUUGUUAUUAUAAUUUUUUUCUUCUAUUUUUUCUGAUAGACCACAUUGUGAAUCAGUGCUAAUCCCUGCCCCCUCCUCACCUUUAAUCAUAUCAGAAAUCCCCCAAACGAGUCACUUAAAUGCCUCUUCCUCUAGGAGGCCAUGGCGCAAAAUUGACAUUUCCAUUUGUUUUUGUACAUGGCUAAAAGAGAAGCGAUUGUGCCAAGUCUCUCAGUACACAGAAUUACAAUACCAAUGUUGUAUUGAAUGUAUUAUGGGUUGUUGAACAACAGGAAAGACAUUUAGAUUCCUAACAGUACAUAUUAUGAUUAUGGAGUGUGAAUAAAAAUAGAGAAAGAAAAAAACACAAAAAAAUCUAAAAGAACAAAAAAGGCAGGGCUUUUUCAGGGCCUGUGUUGUCAUGAUUACUCAAUAGAUGGAUGAACAGUGUUGAAAGUGUGCUUUGUUGUAUUCUGAAAUGGGUCCUUCGGUUACUAUGCCUGCCGAACACAUUUGAUCAGGCAGCCGUCAAAGUAGCAAAGUAUACUGUAUUGUAUGUUAUAUUUUAUUAUAGUAUAGGCUUUUGUUCUGAAGUGGGACCAGCUUUUUCUCAUCUGACCGACAAUUAACACAGUUCAUGACUCUGUACAGUACGAAGGGAGGAACAUCGCUGCCCUAUGUUUACAUUUUUCUUAAGAAUAUUAAUACUACAGUAUAUAUCCAUACUUUACACAUACAUGAAUGUUGCAACAAAGUGUUGCAGUAAAGGAGAAAAAAGUUUUGACUAUUUUACGCUUUUCUCUUGAGGAUGCAGUUCUUAGAAAUGUGCCACUUGCAAUGAACAUCUGAGCAGAGAGUUGAGUCUUUUGCUGUAUCAUCCUCUGAAAAGCCACAGCUGCACACUGUGGGCCACUUAAAGUCUCUGGCUUCAACCUUUGCCAUGGUUCUUCCUGAAAAACAGAUUCUGGGAAAGCACUAUUCUGCAGCAAAACAUUUUAUUUCUUUGUUUUAAAAACAUUUCAGUAAAUAUAUUUACUUCGCUCUACCUAUUAACAAAAUAAAGAAAUAUCAAUGAGUGGAAGGCCAUGUAACUUUAAAAAUAGCUGGCAUUUACAGCAACAUAUUUGGUGCAGUCCAAAACAGUACAAUAAUGAAACCUGCUUUGACUCAUAGGAGUCCUUCUUGUGUUAUUUAGUAGAAAAUAAAGCCUCUGAACAUGCUCAUCACAACUUACAUGGCCUAAGGUGCUAUCUUCAGAAAGCUCAUCAGAGUCCACAGGGCCUGUUAACAACAAGCAGAGUAGAAAAAUUAAGCCAUGUGGUUGUUCAAUAGGACUAAUUUUGGCUUUUAAUCACCAACACCGGCAUUUUAAUUCUCAGAAGAAAAAGUCAUUAUAAGUGUUUAGUUUCCUGAAAAGAUGUUCAUGGCUUAUUCAUCCUGGGUUUUCUUCAGUCCAUGGUAUAAACAGAGAUACUGUAAUGUAAUGCCUUAAUAGAACCAUAAACAUGGAAGUACGCUCAUUUAUGGGGCACUUCUAGAAAUGAUCAAUCAACACAAUUCAUUUGUUUGACAUAUUUCUGAUUAUUGAAUGUUCAUAAACAAGUAGCUGACUUAUCUUUCAAAUUCUAUUCAGUGAAAACUAAAUAUUUCUCAAUCCAUGCCUCCUGUAGGUAAUUUGAAGAAAGAAAAAAAAAGCCAGUUCCAUCAGAUGAAAAUGCAGUAUUUGUCAUUCAGGUUAACAUGUUUGCAGGUCUUGUUUGAAUUUGGAUUGUUUAACAUUUCUCUCCCCCCACCCCUGACCGAGGGACUAACAGUACCCCCCACCCCCUCACACAGUAUUUUUCAAAUGAACUUGUAACUGCAAACCUGUAGAGAAAUAGCCAUGGCAGUUAAAAGACUUAAAGCACAAACACUGUUAUAACUUUAACGUUUUUGUGAUGAUUUGUUUCGAGGUCUGCUGAACAUUUCUUUUCUUUUAUUGUUUGUACUGAAAUUAUUCUCAGCUUGUUUUACAAAUUAUUAAAAUACUGCACCAUAUGAUCUUGUUUAAAUGUUAAGGUAUACUGAAAAUGAGUCAAAGUAUAUUUAUUCUCUUCCUUUAUGAAAAAAAUGUAUAAAAAUAGAUUUGAAACAUGUAAAACCGGAUAUGUGACAUUUCUUUGAAUGGGACACAGUAUGGCAUAGUUUAUAAUGUUGUCGGGUUCAUUUAGAUGCCAUAACUGUUGUUUUUUGUCAGAAAGAUACAUUAAAAAGAACAAUGUUUGCAAUCAAAUUACCUAAUUUUUGAAACGGAGAGGGUGUGAACCAAUAUAACAGUAUUAUAGAUCAGAAUCAAUGUAUGUAUAUUUGGAGAAAAUAGGAUACCUUUUGAUCUGUAGAGCCAGUGUGUAGUCCUAGUUUUCACACACUUGCGUGUUUGACGAUGUGCAGAGAGUAUGGUUGUGCUGCAUGUCCAAGUUAACCUGUGUUUUUUGAGGUGGCCAUUUUACAAAUAUUCAUACUUCUUAUGAAUGGAGCCAAACGUUUGGUUCUUAAAGCUGGUCUAAAAAUACAUACUUCCUACAGACCACCAGGCUACGUUUGUUUGUGAUUUCUUUCAAUCAACUUUGCUGAUUAUCUUUAAGAAGAAAAAAAAAACUGCUGAGUCAUGAUGGUUAUUAUUGUGGCACUUUGGUGACAGUCUGGAGUUCUGUUGGUUGCUUGUCUGAGCAGUUAAGACCAUGCUAGUAUUCCAUUAUGAAAUGUACUGGAUGUUUAUUAUUUUUGAAUAAUGGUAUUAACAAGUCCCUUUUAUCAAAUCACUAUUAUUUGCAAUAAAAGUCUUCAUGUUACACUAUGAA
This is a messenger RNA of Labrus bergylta (ballan wrasse), 4507 nucleotides long. It is a transcript of the gene negr1, whose product is annotated as neuronal growth regulator 1. The record is from RefSeq and is a predicted model, not a curated record. Lineage: Eukaryota; Metazoa; Chordata; Actinopteri; Labriformes; Labridae.